Molecule: messenger RNA, 3550 nt
Organism: Ochotona princeps (American pika)
Lineage: Eukaryota; Metazoa; Chordata; Mammalia; Lagomorpha; Ochotonidae
Gene: POGLUT1
Product: protein O-glucosyltransferase 1
Exons: 11
Coding region: 173-1351 (392 amino acids)
Biological process (GO): positive regulation of Notch signaling pathway; protein O-linked glycosylation
Cellular component (GO): endomembrane system
Molecular function (GO): UDP-glucosyltransferase activity; UDP-xylosyltransferase activity
Source: RefSeq, a predicted model, not a curated record
CUGCUAGCCCGCUGUACUCGCCAGGCAAACCCUCCCGGAGCUGCUGAAGUGCGCGACGGCCAUCUUUGUGCGGGGCGGUCCGAGCCCGCGUGCUUGCCGCGCCCUCGGCCAUCCUUGUGCUGGGCGCUUCCGCACGCGCCGCCGCGGGGAGCCCGCAGUCGGGCCGCUGGCCAUGGAGCGGCGGCUGAGCUCGCCGCUUCGGCUGUGGCUGCUGUUGCUACUCUUGUCCCCGGGACAGGGCCGCCAGAAGGAGUCAGGUCCAAAAUGGAAAGUGUUCAUUGAUCAGAUUAACAGGUCUUUGGAGAAUUAUGAACCAUGUUCAAGUGAGAACUGCAGCUGCUACCGUGGUGUCAUAGAAGAGGAUCUGACACCUUUCCGAGGAGGUAUCUCCAGGAAGAUGAUGGCGGAAGUAGUGCAGCGGAAGCUCGGGACCCACUAUCAGAUCAUUCAGAACAGGUUAUACCGGGAAAAUGACUGCUUGUUCCCCUCCAGGUGUAGUGGUGUGGAGCACUUUAUUUUGGAAAUUAUUGGGCGCCUCCCUGACAUGGAGAUGGUGAUCAAUGUACGAGAUUAUCCUCAGGUUCCUAAAUGGAUGGAGCCUGCUAUCCCAGUCUUCUCCUUUAGUAAGACUUCCGAGUACCACGAUAUCAUGUAUCCUGCUUGGACGUUCUGGGAAGGAGGACCUGCUGUUUGGCCCAUUUAUCCUACAGGCCUUGGACGAUGGGACCUCUUCAGAAAAGACCUGAUAAAGUCAGCGGCACAGUGGCCAUGGAAUAAGAAAAAUUCUACAGCAUACUUCCGAGGAUCAAGGACAAGUCCAGAACGAGAUCCUCUCAUCCUUCUAUCUCGGAAAAAUCCAAAACUUGUUGAUGCAGAGUAUACCAAAAAUCAGGCGUGGAAAUCUAUGAAAGAUACUUUGGGGAAGCCAGCUGCUAAAGAUGUUCAUCUUGUAGAUCACUGCAAAUACAAGUAUCUGUUUAAUUUCCGUGGUGUCGCUGCAAGCUUCCGGUUCAAACACCUCUUCCUGUGUGGUUCACUUGUUUUCCACGUGGGUGAAGAGUGGCUGGAAUUCUUUUAUCCACAACUGAAGCCAUGGGUGCACUAUAUCCCAGUCAAAACAGAUCUCUCCAAUGUCCAGGAGCUAUUGCAGUUUGUAAAAGCAAACGAUGAUAUAGCUCAAGAAAUUGCUGAGAGGGGAAGCCAAUUUAUCUUGAACCACUUGCAGAUGGAUGACAUCACCUGUUACUGGGAGAACCUCUUGACUGAAUAUUCUAAAUUCCUGUCCUACAAUGUAACAAGAAGGAAAGGCUAUGAUCAGAUUGCUCCCAGAAUUUUGAAGACUGAGCUCUAGUAGUUGUGGUACCACAGCCGUCUUCAUGGCUACAGAUCACAGAUGUCCAGUGGUGAGCAGCUUACCAUGAACAUGGCACCUGUAGUUGGAAUACCAUUUAUCAAGCCAAAUAUCACUUUUUCCUUAUCAUGCUGCACUCAGCACAACUCAAGAUUCAGAAUGUGUAUAGAACACGGCUGUGAAGCAGCUCAACCGUUACACUGAAGGACUAGAAAUCCUAACGUGGAUUCUGAACCCAAUUCUACCUUUCAUUGUCACAGCUCGUGCCUGAGAUCAUCCAUGUGUGUGUUUGUCACUAUGAAACUGACUCUGUCCAUGCAAAGAUGCCUCAGGUCCCAUCAUUGGAAGCAGAAAAUUCGUAUGGAAUCAGUACAACCCACUAUUCCCAGUUUUUCAUUUAUUCAGGAUUGACCUCUGUUACUCUGUUUAAUGUAGAACCUUGUAGGGUGUGUGAAAAAUCCUUGGGGGGGGGGGGUGUCUUUCCCUUAAAGGUCUAAGCUAAGGAAGCAGUUGCUGUGCCAUGCAAAGAUGUAGGAGUUAUCUUUUAUGAAAGCAUAAACUCCGUGGUUCUCAGGAGGUUUCUAUAAUGCCACAUAGAAAGGUACCAAUUGCAUGAGUAAUUAUUGCAACUGGAUUUCUAAUUUCCUGUUUGUGCCUUUAUUCCCUUCCUAUUUUUUAAAGGACAAGAAGACACACACAACCUGUUAAUAAAUUUAGGAAUUAGUUCUCACUCUGUGAAGAAACUGUGUUGGAACAACACCUCUUUUUUAUCCUUUGCACACCCACAGUUAUUUUUCCUUCUUAAAUUGGCGGUAUCAGGGGCUGGCAUUGUGGUGUGGUGAGUUAAGCCACUGCCUACCACCUGGCAUCCCACUUCAGGGAUGGUUUCAGUCCCAGCCUCUCCUCUUCCAGUCCAGAUUCCUGAUAAUACAUCUGAGGAGACAACAGAAGAUGGCCUUGGUACUUGGGCCCCUGCUACCCAUGUGGGAGACCUGGAUGGAGUUGUUGGCUCCUGACUUCGUGCUGGCCCAGACCUGACUAUUAUGGCCAUCUGGGAAUUGACCCAAGAGAUAGGUGAACUUCUUUGUGAGUGACAGAGACCCAAGUACCCGAGGCAUCAUUUGCUGCCUUGCAGGGUGAACAUUAGCAGAAAACUGGAAUCUGAAGUAGAGCUGGGAUUUGAACCCAGACAUUCCAAUAUAGACUUAGGGUGUCCCAAGCAGUCUUUAUUGCUGACUCAGACAUCAACCCAUUUCGUUUGUGUUUUUGAAUAUUAACAAUUCCCAGGGAAAAAGCCUUAGGAAGUCUGGUAGUAAGCAGUCCAGAUGUCUGAAAUGUACUGUGGUUUUGUAUUGUUACUAUGUGGCUCUAUUAGAUGGAAUUCUCUAUAAUUCAAUUUUCUUCUCACUUAAGUAACAACACAAUUUGCUGUCCCCUGGAGUAGAACUCAAUUUUCAUUUCUCUCAAGCAUCACCUCUGAAUUCUUAGUUUCUUUCCUCUGGGCACUUACAGGCUACAAUCACAUUUUGCUCAUGCCUGUGUUCUUUGAUAUCACUUUGAAGUAUAGUUAUUUAACUGUUUUUCCUACUCUUUUGUGGUCUUACUGGUGGAUGGGAAUCGUAUUUAUUUUUCUUGAUGUCUCUGUUUUCAAACACAGAGCCUCAUAGAGAAUAAAUACUAAAGAAUUGUUGGAUAGGUGGAGACAGUUGAUUCGGCUAUAUUCGAUUUACAGAAUGCCCAGCCAUUGGCUCAAAGGGGGCUGACUAGGAUUGUAAUUUGGAUCAUCUGCCACUUGAAGAGUCUAUAAGGAUAUUCUUUUUAUUUAUAACAAAUUCAGAUUUUUUUCUAUUUAUCUGUUUAUGUCAGUGUAUAGGAGAAUGUUGUGUAAUAAUAUGGAGAGUAUGUUUUUGAAAAUUGUACUCCCAAAACUUUUGAAGGUUUUUGUUAUUAUUGUUAAUAAUAGCUCAGUUGCAAGUUUACCAUUUCUUCCUCAGGAUCAAAAGGCUACCCUUUUCUUCAAAAAGAGUAUGUCGGUUUAUUUCAAUGAAGUGAGUUACUGGGGAACAUAAGUGAUGUACUUCCUUGUUUGUUUUGGUAGUAGUAGGGUAUCAUCUGUGUGAGGUCAGGGUUCCCCUUCAUUCUACUCUCUCAGGUCAGAUUCUUCUGGUUGUCAAGAAUAGAAAUUGCCUCUAAAACUUG